AUGGAGACUAGCGCAUAUCCAACGAGAAGCCCUCUGUGGGUAGCUCCUCUGCCUCUCCAGCAGGACGGCACCAGACGAAUCAACAGCGUUCUUAUUGCCAAUCGGGGUGAGAUUGCUUGUCGAGUCAUUGCCACCUGUCGCAAACUCCAGAUCAAGUCGAUUGCCAUUUAUGCCGACGAAGAUGCCGUCUCCAGGCACGUGUCAGAAGCUGAUGAAGCCAUUAACCUUGGCUCCAUGGACAAUCCCGAUGGCAACCCCUUCUUGAAUAUUCAACUCCUCGUCGAUAUCGCCCUCAACGCUGGAGCCGACGCCAUUCACCCCGGAUACGGAUACUUGAGUGAGAAUUCCCGAUUCGCCGACGCAGUUCGAGCUGCUGGCCUCAUCUUUAUCGGACCCAGUUCAUCCGCCAUUAACACCUUGGGCGAUAAGCGAGAAGCCAAGGAGUACCUCAGUCAGCAUGAGCCGAGUGUCCCUUUGAUUCCCGGGUUCACCGGCUCCUCUAGUGGAAUCCAGCUCGAAGACUUGCAAGUUCAGGCUGAGAGAAUUGGUCUUCCUGUCAUGAUCAAGGCUUCAGCUGGAGGUGGUGGAAAAGGACUAAGAAUCGUCCGGGACAUGUCGGCCCUGGAAUCCGAGUUCAACAGAGCCCAGUCCGAGGCGCAACGGUCAUUCGGCUUGAGCGACUGCAUCAUGGAAAAGUACAUCGAAGCAGGAAAACACGUCGAAGUCCAGAUCAUGGGCGACAGCCAUGGAAAGGUCAUCUCACUGUGGGAACGCGACUGCUCGGUCCAGCGCAGGCACCAAAAAGUUGUUGAGGAGUCACCAUGUGCUUGGCUCAAUCAGUCGCAGAGGGAAGCCAUGUGCGCUGAAGCCGUCAAGAUUGGAGAACUGUUGAAAUACGAAGGAGCCGGGACCGUCGAGUUUAUUCUCGAUGUUGCGACUGGAAACUUUUACUUCCUCGAGGUCAACGCACGUCUUCAAGUCGAGCAUCCCAUCACAGAAGAAUGCACCGGCCUCGAUCUCGUUUCCCUCCAACUCUUUGUAGCCUCUGGUGGAAGUUUGGAGAGUGUACCCCAUCUGCAAACCAUUCCUCAAAACGGACAUGCCAUCGAGUGCAGACUCUGCGCAGAAGAUCCUCAGCGCGACUUUGCCCCCCAACACGGUCUUAUCCGAGUUUGGGCUCCUUCAGCAAUCGAGAGUCGGGAGAAUGUGCGCUUCGAGACAGCUAUUGAGAGUGGAGCUAGAGUUUCCAUCUACUUUGACUCGAUGAUAGCCAAGAUCGUGGUCUGGGCUCCUACACGAUCUAUGGCUAUCCAAAGAAUGGCACGCAUUCUAUCAGACACGGUAUGCAUGGGAGUCUCAACAAAUCAACACUUUCUUCAGGCCUGUCUUCUCCACGAAGGAUUCCGACGGGUAGACUAUACCACUUCAUUCAUCCCAACCAAUCUCGAGUCGCUACUCAAGAGUCCUACUUCCGUCAACGGACAGGUCCCAAUGGACCUCUACUCCAUCAUCCCGAGUCUGUUUUUACGAAAACUUCGAGACGAGCACAAAUCACGGAGCACUUUUAGAAACGUCCGGCUGGGCUUUCGAAAUCAGCGAUUCGACAAGAUUAACACACCCUGUGAUGUUGUGACAAGGUUUGAUGCUGUCAAGGGAACGACUGUAGAUGCACGGGUUUCUCGCCUUCUCUUUUCUUCCAAGGCCGCAUCAAAUGAUUUCAUUGUCGAGACUGCGCCUGUUCCCCCAGCGGCUCUUGAGGCUGAAGAGGACGCAAAUGGUGCAGCAGUUGUCACGAAGGCCUAUAAUGCACUGAGUGCAUCUCUCCGAGCCGAGACUCUCCCCAACUCUGAGACUUUCUCUAUCAAGAUUCAUUCCCUACAAACUCGACGACUCGAUUUUGGGAACGGUUCAGGUUGUGAAAUGGGUCGCAUUGAAGUGACCAUCGGCAGGAACAAGAUCCUAGGCUUCGUCGCAACAGGCAAUCACAUCUCCAGCGAGUCAGACACCGGAGACUUUACAAGAAUCUUCUGCCACUUCCCCGCCAUUGGAACACCUCUCGAGUACCACUGUUACUCGGUCCUGUCAUACUACGAAAGCCAGCGCGUCGCCAUCGCCGGAGGACCAGCCAGCACGGGUAGUAUCAACGCUCCGAUGCCUUGCAAGGUUCUUCAGGUGCUGAAAAAGGCGGGAGAUGAAGUCAAGACGGGAGAGAUUGUCAUGAUUAUUGAGAGUAUGAAGAUGGAGAUUACUAUUGCUGCUUCCAAGGAUGGCAAGUUUGAGUCGAAUGUUAAGGAAGGCGAGGCUGUGAACGAGGGUAUUAAGCUGUGUAGCUUCAACUAG
Fusarium keratoplasticum is the source of this 2340-nucleotide messenger RNA. RefSeq lists its product as uncharacterized. Gene Ontology annotation, cellular component: mitochondrion. Lineage: Eukaryota; Fungi; Ascomycota; Sordariomycetes; Hypocreales; Nectriaceae. The transcript has 2 exons. Bases 1 to 2340 code for a protein of 779 amino acids. The record is from RefSeq and is a predicted model, not a curated record. Gene Ontology annotation, molecular function: methylcrotonoyl-CoA carboxylase activity; metal ion binding; ATP binding.